AACGAAGUGAGAUUACUAUAACGAUGUCCAAGCCAUAUUGUUGAUCGCUUUGGGAGGCGGCAUAUUGGACGCCGUUUGUUUGUAUGAACUAUACUUUGUUUUUUUGUCUGCAACGUUCAGCUGUUUAGGCAUUUUUAUGAAGAAAAAAAAACAGUGAAAGUUGAAAUCAAUAAACUCUGGUAGAAAAACAUGCGUAAAUAAGCUAUCAAUUUUGCAAUUUUUUAAUGGAAAUGCAUGAUAUUGAGAGCGGCCAAAUAGAUAUGGCUGAAAACGCAAGAAAAGCUCACCCUGAUUGCUUGCGUUACUUUUUAAUGCAUCUGCGUUUUCCUGGAGCAUCAAACGUCGUCGAGGAUGGCCGAGAAGAUUCAUGUCAUGUGGACCAGUUGGUCGAGACGCUAAUAAAAAUGGGUGGCUAUGCUGCAACAACUGCCAAGGAAGCUAUUGUUCUCGCUUUGGGCGAUGGUCUUUUAAUGCCUGUUUCAUCUGUUUGCACUUCUCCGCGACCACGCGCUGCUCUGCCAGAGUCAAAACGCGUUCGUCUGCCAAACUCGCACGAAGUUCGAGUAAACACUUCUCACGACUGGUAUUGCUAUGAGUGUCAUUUGCCAGGCCAGCUCGAGCAUUGCGGACAAUGCUGGCGUUCCUUUCAUCGUGUAUGCUUCCGUAAAAAUCCCGAAAGACCGAAUUAUGCAGUGCCUUCAUCGAAAAAACAAAAGAAUCGUCUACCCGCCUUCAGCUCGGAUACUGAUUCGGAAACAGAUGCUGACACGGCCGCUCGUUGUUCAACUGCUAUGGAUUCAGAUCAUGAGACGAGAGAGAAUUCAUCGCAAGUGCAAGUAUGUCAGCCUCGUUCUCGAAACAGUAUACAUGAGGUAGCUGAUAACGAUGAUAAUCCUUGUUCGCCUCAAAUAAAUCAACCAGAGCCAAAGCCUUUGAUCGACGAAGAUAUUGAAAGCAAAUCAAAAGUCGACGUUGUUUGUUUGGGUGAAGUGCGCCCUCCCAACAGAAAGCGUCCAAAUACCACAGCUUCAAAUAUUUCUUAUAAAAGUGAAAAUGUAACCCUUGGCGAUGAAGAUGAUGUGGAUAUUGAAUUAUGCACCAGUUGUCGUCUUUUGAAAAGAGCAAACCUUCACAAUCCUCCCAAUCUACAAUCAGACGAAUUAAGCCAUUUAAUAAAUUAUACGUUUUCUUAUAAUCGCGAGUGGUUAACACACGAUGUCCGAGAAUAUCUUACUGCUCAACGUUUCAAUGUGAAGGAAAUAAAUUUAAUAAACCACUUGUUGUUGUAUUCACCCAUAAAGCGUCUGACUGACAUCGCUAGUAAAAUGCAACGAAAUGAAUAUAAAUUCUUAACAGAAUUUCUUGUGGAUUUGUUAGAUAUACAACACAAUAUUGGUGUCUUUUUUGGGCCAUACAGCACUGAAAUGGAAUCGACAAAGUGGUUGCUAAGGGAUGUAGCCCAUGAUCUGUCGGAAAUAAGGCGAUGCCCGGAUUGCUUCCGCUACUCUCAUGAGAAGGAUUCUGUUAUAUGGUUUGCGAAACCUUGUGUUCAACGCCACGAAUUAGUCUAUGCCAAACACAGUGGAUUUCCUUAUUGGCCAGCAAAAGUAAUACGGGUACUAGCAAACAAUAAGUUCGACGUGCGAUUUUUUGGUGGAACACACUCAAGGGCACUUAUAGACGUCCGUUUCAUUAAACCCAUUGAUUCGGAUGUAAAAUCACUCAAACUUGGCAAUAGUCCGACCAUUAAGAAAGCCAUGGAAGAGCUACGGUAUCAUCAAAUGCUGUCUACGUACCCUCCGAGUAAAUUCAGUUUUCAUGCUAACCUACAAGAAACAGAAGAGAUCAUACGUACUGUAAUAAGCUCGAAUCCAAAUACAACAAUAUUAAAAGAUAGACGUUCUGGAAAUGGGAAACGCAGAAAAUCUGCUGUCAUUAGCAUAGAGGACGACAUGUUUUUAGGCGGUAAUACCACAUCACAGGAUUCAACGGCGGGUAGUUCUCACUCUACAAGAAGAGUUGUUGGCCAACAAAAUAUCGUAUGCCCAGAAUUAAAAGUUUCAGUCAAGCGUUUAAAACCCCAUCAAAUUCCAUCGUCGUUCUAUGAAUCAAGCAAUAAUAGCAUUAGCGAAAAAAGAACUACGAGGAAAUCAACUAAAAACACUAGUGGCAAGGAUCAGUCGCAAGGGUGGAAAAAAAUGUUAAAGGAAAUUGAAGAAGCACGGAAAAUAAUAAACGAAUACAAGGUAAAAAAUGAAAAAUUGCAGUCCCAAAAGCAAAAAUUAAGGGAAACAAUCAAGAAGCAGGAGCUGGAACGUAAAAUUAUGAAACGCAAGCAGUGGUGUUAUUGGUGCUUAUCGGAAGCUAUAUAUUUGUGCUGCUUUCGUGCGGCAUAUUGCUCUCAAAUAUGUCAGUCACGCCAUUGGAAGGAGGGACAUUCCAAAGAGUGCAAAAAUCCUAAUAAUGGAUCUAAUAAAAAAUCGUAAUCUCUUAGCAUUAUAUACAAAGAUUAGUUUGUAUUUUUAUCUUUUUUUCUUUCGAAAUACUUUCUUUUUGUUUUUAGAAUUAAGUACAAUCAUCAUAAUGUUUUAGAAAUCCACAAAUGUUAAAAAUAGUGCAAGUGGAAAUGAGUAUAAUAUCAUUGCUCCAUUCUACAACCAAUUAUUUUGAAUUGAAUUCAAGUUUUAAAGGCAUUAAAAUUUUUCGUGUACGAUGCAAUAAA
Messenger RNA from Stomoxys calcitrans (stable fly), 2722 nucleotides. Its product is annotated as zinc finger MYND domain-containing protein 11. The record is from RefSeq and is a predicted model, not a curated record. The transcript has 5 exons. NCBI's taxonomy places the organism in Eukaryota, Metazoa, Arthropoda, Insecta, Diptera, Muscidae. Bases 225 to 2486 code for a protein of 753 amino acids. Gene Ontology annotation, molecular function: protein binding; transcription corepressor activity. Gene Ontology annotation, biological process: regulation of transcription elongation by RNA polymerase II.